Messenger RNA from Trachymyrmex septentrionalis, 11879 nucleotides. Its product is annotated as dynein heavy chain 7, axonemal-like. Gene Ontology annotation, cellular component: dynein complex. The transcript is spliced from 47 exons. The coding region runs from base 1 to 11862 and encodes 3953 amino acids. NCBI's taxonomy places the organism in Eukaryota, Metazoa, Arthropoda, Insecta, Hymenoptera, Formicidae. The record is from RefSeq and is a predicted model, not a curated record. Gene Ontology annotation, biological process: microtubule-based movement. Gene Ontology annotation, molecular function: dynein intermediate chain binding; minus-end-directed microtubule motor activity; ATP hydrolysis activity.
AUGGAGAACCUGCGUUGUAUACAAGAAAAAGAUAGAAGUCAAAGCAAGGAAGAAAUUAUAGAGCAAGAUAAAAGCGACGAAGGAAUUGACAUUUGUAAAUCGGAAUCGUGCACAGGAUUGGCAAAGCAAAGUGAGGAGUCAUUCGUUAGGAAAUCUCAUCGUAAAAAACAUCGGAUGAAAUCCACUUCUCACAUGUAUUGCCUAAAUACCAAACUUUUCCAAAGUUAUCACGUGAAUUGGAAGACAUAUGAUCGUUUAAAAAAAUAUAUUAAAGAUAAACCGGAGAUUUUCAAUUUGCCACCAAAAUGUGAAGCUCCGUCGAGCAGCACCAUGGCACAAAAGAAAAGCGAAAAAAUAAUUUCUUUCAAAGAUGAUUAUUAUACGUCACUAUGUAAGAAGAGAACUGAAUUUCGGAUGCAUCUGAUCAGGAAGAUCAAAGGACCGAUGAAAUGCAACAAAGACAAGAUAGAAAUUUGUAGUGCAAAGGAGUGUAUGAUUUUAGACGAUGAUAACAUUUGCGGACAAACAACAGCACCUUUGAGCGACGAUAUUGAUAACAUUUGGCUCACGGAGGAUGACAAGAAUCUCUUGAGGUAUUAUUACUAUAUUCUUCAUGAGGUUGACGACAUUCACGCAGGUACCUUAGAUUCUGACACGUUAAAGAAGAUAACGAGCAUGGUGUCCGCUGAAUGGCAGAAGAAAUACAAGAAAUGUUUCAAUCAAUUGAUUAGAGAAUUAAAAAGUGACUAUGUUGCGAACAUGAAAAAGUCUAUCGUUGACUUUGUGCUGCAGGAACCCUUCGAGGAGGUGCUCUUUGCUCCGGCUUCGAAGAAGGGAACUCUACCAUCUGUGAACACUCCGCAAUAUAAUAGAUUCUUCAAUUGCCUUGCCUACGUCAUGGAAGAUCAACUGCGAAACUUGUGCUUACGUUCGAUGGAAGACUAUAUUAAUUACCUCAAGGACGUUGGUUACACAAAUUGUGGCUUUAAUAUAAACGUUGUGGUACGAAACACAUCUAUCGUUUUUGAUCCUACAUUCAAAGCAUUUGCAAACGGCCUUUCAAUGUUGCUGAAUUCUCUUUAUGAUGCUGUAACAACAUUACCACGAGCGGAAAUAAAACUCAAGUGGAUUUAUCCGGAUAGUAGUUCCGUUGAAUUGCUCAAGCCAGUGAUUUCUCCAGACCUUCUUGAGCAACAUGCGAAUGUCAUAUCAAAUUUAAUUGAACAAUAUAAAACUGAUCCGGAAAUGCAGUUGCAUGAGUUCGAUAAAUAUAUGAACUUAAUAAAUAAUAAGGACAUCAAUUAUAUUCGGAACUUUCUAAAGACCCAACCACCUAAUCCGUACGAGAAAUAUUGCGAACUCGUUGAUUAUUAUGAUCAAUUAAGCAAGAAUAUUCCACUAGAGUUUUAUUGGACAUCUUUUACUGAUCUCUUUGAAGUUCGCAGACGUUAUAUUAUAGAACAUCUCGCAUCUACAGCUGCUCAACUGAAAGGUGAAUUAAUUUCAAAAAUGGUCGCUGAUUAUCAACAAAAAGUUCGAACUAUAGGAGAUAUUUAUCAAAACAUCGCAGACCGAGCGUUACGUAUACCGCCAAAUACGUCAGAACUUGUGAAAUUGCAGGCUUUUAUACAAACAUCUGAAACGGAGACUGUUUUUGAACUAGAAACUCAAUUGCAAGAAGUAAUGAAAUAUAUAAUAUUUUUAUCAGAUUAUCAUCCUUUAACAGCUGUUGAGUUGAAGAAAAAUAAUUUUGCUUUUUAUUGGUAUCUCACAAUGCCUGAAAUUUUCGAAAAGCAUCGAGAAAUAAUUGAAAGUAAAACGGACGAGUAUCAAGCAUCACUUAAAGCUAGAAUCGAGAAAUUUGAACAGGAUCUUGAGAUUUAUGUGAAAUAUUGCAACGAGUUGCAAUAUUGGGGCAAUAUUGAGGAGAUACAUCGAUAUAAAAAGAAAGCUACGAGACUCCACGAAAAAUUGAUUACUGCUAUGGAAACAAUUUUAGAAUUCAACGAUGAAGAAAGGUUAUUCGGAUGGGAAAUGACAAAAUAUCCCUUAAGAAAACAGGUAGCCGAUAAGUUGGCACCCUACAAAAAAUUCUAUGAUAUUGCCUGUGAAUUUUUAACUAAUUAUGAAAAUUGGACCGAAAGUAUGAUAGGCUCAUAUGAUCCCGAAGAUAUUGAAACUGAAACGAUCAAUGCAUAUCGUUUGAUAUACAAGUCGGAAAAAACUUUUCAAGAACCUAUAGUGAAAAAGUUAGCAGAAACCGUAAGAACAAAAAUCGAAGAUUUUAAAGAGCAUAUGCCGGUAAUCUUGACUCUCGGGAAUCCUUCCUUGAGAAGUCGCCAUUGGGAACAGAUUUCGGAAAUUGUUGGGUUUCCGAUAAAAGUCGAUGAAUACAUGACGUUGGCCAAGAUUCUCGACUAUGGUCUAGGCGACUAUGUCUCGAAAUUUGAUCCAAUAUCCGAGGCGGCUACUAAAGAGGGUAAUUUGGAGAGGGCUUUAAUCAAAAUGCAUUUGGAUUGGACGGAUAUCGCUUUUACUGUCAUACUUUUUCGAGACACUGGCACAUAUGUUAUUGCCAGUGUAGAAGAGAUACAGAUGUUGCUCGACGAUCAUCUAACGAAAGCCCAAACGAUAAAGAAUUCUAUUUACAUAAAACCAUUUGAGAAAGAAACUCUAGAAUGGGAAGCCAAGUUACUUUUGUUACAAGAUAUUAUGGAUUAUUGGCUCGAAGUUCAAGCAACGUGGAUGUAUCUUGAACCAAUAUUCACAUCGCCCGAUAUACAGCAACAGAUGCCAGAGGAAAGUCGACGAUUUAUCGCCGUAGAUAAAAUUUGGAGAGAACUUAUGACAAUCGUCGCGGUUAAUCCAGCAGUUAUGAUCGUUGUCGAUAUCGAGAAGAUGCUGGAUCGCUUGAAAAGGUGUACUACUUUGCUUGAAUUAGUGCAGAAAGGACUCGUCGCUUAUCUAGAGAAAAAGAGACUCUUCUUUCCGCGAUUUUUCUUUCUGUCUAACGAUGAACUUCUAGAAAUUUUAUCUGAGACAAAGGAUCCCACGCGAGUGCAGCCGCAUUUGAAAAAGUGUUUCGAGGGUAUUGAAAAAUUGACAUUUACCGAAGUCAAGGAGGCCACAGAUAUGAUAUCAUCUGAAGAGGAGGUGAUUAUUCUCGAGGAUAUAAUCGAUACGGCUGCUGCGCGAGGACAAGUGGAAAAAUGGCUCCUUGAACUUGAAACUGAUAUGAAAAAAAGCGUCAAGGCUCAGGUGAUACGAGCUAAAAAUGCCUUUCCGACUAAAGCUAGGAGCCAAUGGGCUCUGCAAUGGCCAGGGCAGACUGUUCUCUGUGUUAGUAAACUAUACUGGACGAUGGAUGUUACUGAUAAGCUUUUGAAGAAAGCCGAAAAUUUAAGAGAUUAUAUAGAAACGUGCACAUUCGAGCUUAAUGAAAUUGUCAAGCUCGUCCGCAGUAAAUUAUCAAAGCAGAAUCGAACGACUUUGGAAGCUCUAGUAACGUUAGAUGUUCACAGUCGGGAUGUGCUGGUGCAAUUAUGCGAGCAAAAUGUAAAUCAAGUCACAGAUUUUAAGUGGGGUUGCCAAAUGAGAUAUUAUUGGAUAGACGACAACUUGUAUACGAUGAUGAUAAAUUCUCAGUUAGCCUAUGCAUAUGAAUACUUGGGCAAUACGUCGCGAUUAGUGAUCACGCCACUCACCGAUCGAUGCUAUCGUACCUUGUUCGGUGCUCUCAGCCAGUAUCUCGGCGGCGCUCCGGAAGGACCUGCUGGGACAGGAAAAACUGAAACUACCAAAGAUCUGGCAAAGGCAGUUGCCAAGCAAUGCGUCGUAUUCAAUUGCUCGGAAGGGCUAGAUUAUAUCGCUCUGGGAAAAUUUUUCAAAGGAUUAGCCAGUACAGGUGCAUGGUCUUGUUUCGAUGAGUUCAAUCGCAUUGAUCUAGAAGUCUUAUCGGUAGUGGCGCAGCUAAUAUUAACUAUUCAACGAGCUAUACAGGCAGGCAAAAAGAUAUUAAUAUUCGAGGACACAGAAUUAACACUGGAUCGUACUUGCGCGAUAUUCACCACAAUGAAUCCGGGAUACGCUGGCAGAACGGAAUUGCCAGACAAUUUGAAAGCUUUAUUCCGACCAGUCGCUAUGAUGGUACCGGAUUACGCUUUAAUAGCAGAAAACAUUCUGUACUCAUAUGGAUUUUACAACGCGAGACCUUUAUCUGUUAAAAUAGUUAUGGCUUAUAAAUUAUGCUCAGAGCAACUGUCUAGCCAGAAUCAUUAUGAUUACGGUAUGCGAGCAGUAAAGUCUGUCCUAAUAGCGGCAGGGCAUUUGAAAUUGAAAUAUCCAGAAGAAAACGAGGACAUUUUACUCUUGCGUAGUAUAAAGGAUGUGAAUUUGCCCAAGUUUCUUCAUGAAGAUAUACCGCUGUUUCACGGUAUCGUCUCGGAUCUUUUUCCAAACGUGCAACUUCCUGAACCGGACUAUCUGCACUUAAAUGCGUCCGCGCGUAAAGCGUGCGCCGCUGCGAACAUCCAGUGCGUUCCUGUGUUUCUAGAGAAAAUUCAGCAAAUAUACGAAAUGAUGUUAGUCAGACAUGGAUUCAUGAUCGUCGGAUAUCCCUUCGCUGGCAAGACUACGGCCUACAGAAUGCUGGCAGAUGCACUCGAAAUUUGCGUAGAAAAUAAUUGGAUAAACGAGCGCAAAGUAGAGAUGACGGUGAUCAAUCCGAAGGCAAUAACUCUUGGACAAUUGUAUGGGCUAUUCGAUCCAGCGUCUCACGAAUGGUACGACGGUAUUCUGGCUAUUAGCUAUCGAGCUUUUGCAACUUCGCCAAACAACAAUCGAAAGUGGUUAAUCUUCGAUGGUCCGAUAGACUCGCUAUGGAUAGAAAGUAUGAAUACUGUUCUUGACGACAAUAAAAAGCUGUGUUUGAUGAGCGGAGAGAUCAUUCAGUUGGCGCCGACGACCAACUUGAUAUUCGAGCCAUUAGAUCUAGAAGCUGCUUCACCGGCCACGGUAUCUCGUUGCGGAAUGAUUUAUAUGGAGCCUGAAUCAUUAGGAUGGGAGCCUUUAUUAAAUUCUUGGUUAGUCAAAUUGCCAGAAGUGAUAGAUGAAUGGCUACGAGUCUUUUUGUACGAAUCGCUAUUCCUCAGAUUUUGUAAACCUCUUCUUCACCUAUUACGCCGAUAUAACGUAAAGGAAAUAUGUCCGAUGCCUGAUUCAAACCUUUUACGAUCUGUUACUUAUAUCAUGGAUUGUUUCUUGAAAGAUUAUUACGAUGAAGAAGUAGUAAAAAAUUUAAGCGAACUCGAUCUUCGGGCACAGCUAGAAGGUUCGUUUUUCUUUUCGUGCAUCUGGGCGAUGGGCGGCACUUUGGAAGCCAAGUCUAAGGAAUCAUUUAGCAUUUUAUUUCGUGGGCUUUUGGAGAAAGAAUUUCCUCAGACGCUAAUGAAAAUAUAUCAGUUAGAAGAACCGGUUCCACCACCUUUAAAACCCUAUAUAUUUAUCAUACCAAAGUAUAAGCUGGUAUUUGAUUACAGAUUUAUUAAAGAGGGCAAAGGAAAAUGGAAAUUAUGGUCGGACGAGCUAUUACUGGCGCCCCCGAUUCCCCGUGAUAUCCCUGUCAAUCAAAUAAUUGUGCCAACCAUAGAAACAAUACGGUACACGGCACUCUUUCAGAUGUUGGUACAAAACGAGAAACCGGUACUCUUUGUAGGUCCAACAGGCACCGGAAAGUCGGUAUACAUAAUCGACUUCCUAUUGAAGAAGAACAAUGCCGAAGUGAAUAAGCCAAUGUUGAUUAAUUUUUCCGCGCAAACCACUGCUAAUCAGACGCAAGAUAUUAUUAUGAGUAAAUUAGAUCGCAGGCGAAAGGGCGUUUAUGGUCCUCCUGUAGGGAAGCGAUGGAUUAUCUUUGUUGAUGACGUUUCAAUGCCAUUGAAAGAGACGUUUGGGGCACAACCGCCCAUAGAAUUAUUACGGCAAUGGUUGGAUCACUGGCAAUGGUAUGAUAGAAAAGAAGAAUUAAUAAAAUUGAUUGAGAUCCAAUUAAUGUGUGCUAUGUCUCCGCCAAUCAUAGGCAAAGAUGUUACGCCGCGAUUCAAACGACACUUUGUCGUUUUGGCAAUAUCUGAAUUCCAGGAUGACGUUAUGAUUGCGAUAUUUAGUAAGAUUGUUCUGUGGCAUCUCGAUACAAGGGGUUUUAGUAAAGAAUUUGAUCCAUGCAUUGAUCAAAUUGUUUUAGCAACGCUAGAUAUAUAUAAACAGAGCUUGAGCAAUCUGUUACCGAUACCUGCGAAAUGUCAUUACAUGUUUAAUCUUCGAGAUUUCUCCAGAGUUAUUCAGGGAGUGCUUUUAUCAGUUCCAGAAACUAUGCCUGCACUAUCAAAUAUGAAACGAUUAUGGGUUCACGAGAUACUUCGUGUAUUUGGAGAUCGUUCCGUUGACGAAACUGAUAUCAAUUGGCUGGUAAAGCAAAUAAGAGUGACACUGCAGAAACAUAUGAAAGUCUCGUUAGAAAGUCUCUUCGAAGAUCUACUUCCACAGAAGAUUCAAUAUAGAACAAUCAUAACCAUAAAUGAAUUACGAAAUUUGAUAUAUUGCGAUUUUAUGGAUGCUAAGGUAGACAUUCGUUUGUACCAAGAAAUUAGCGAUUUAGAACAAUUACGAGAGAUUGUGGAAACAUAUGUUGCUGAGUAUAAUUCAAUGACAAAGAAGCCUAUGGAUCUGGUAAUGUUCCGGUUCGCAAUCGAACAUCUAUCGAGGAUAGCUCGUAUCAUCAAGCAACCACGAAGUCAUGCUCUCCUCAUUGGAGUCGGUGGAUCUGGAAGACAAUCUUUAACCAGAUUGGCGUCACACAUUAGCGACUACGACGUGUUUCAAAUUGAACUUACGCAACAAUAUGGCCAGCAUGAAUGGCACGAGGAUAUUAAAAUUAUUUUGAGGAAAGUCACUGCUACCGAAUUGCAUUCGACUUUUCUCUUCAGCGAUACGCAAAUUAAAGAAGAAACCUUCUUGGAAGAUAUCAGCAAUAUGCUUAAUUUAGGAGAAGUGCCUAAUAUAUUCGUGGCUGAUGAAAAGGCCGAAAUAUGCGAGAAGAUGAGAAUAAUUGAUCGACAACGAGAACGAGCAUUUCAAACAGAUGGUAGCCCUGCGGCGCUUUUUAAUCUAUUCGUACAAAUCUGUCGCGAUCAAUUACAUAUUGUUGUCACUAUGUCUCCCAUCGGUGACGCUUUUAGAAAUCGAAUUAGGAAAUUUCCGGCUUUAGUUAACUGUUGCACCAUAGAUUGGUUUCAGCCAUGGCCUAAAGAUGCAUUGUUCGCUGUCGCGACGAAAUUCUUGGCUCCCGUUGAACUUACUGAACACGAAAGAAGUGUCGGUAUUGAUAUGUGUCAAUUCUUUCAUGUAUCCACUCAACAAUUAAGUGACGAAUUCUUAAUUCGUUUGAAUAGACGCAAUUAUGUGACGCCUACAUCUUAUCUCGAAAUGAUCAAGACAUUUCAGACUUUACUCGAUAAAAAGCGUGGAGAAGUGCUGCACGCUAAGGCUCGGUAUGAAGGUGGAUUAGGACAAUUGGAUAGCACGCAGAAUCAAGUAACAGAGAUGCAGAAUAUGUUGAAGCUGUUGCAACCACAAUUGAUUGCAGCUACGCAGGAUAUCCAGCGAAUAUUGGCUACCGUUGAGAAAGAAAAUCAGGAAGUCGUUGAGUUUGAGAAAGUAGUCAAAGUCGACGAAGCCGCGGCUGAAGUAGUCGCAAAUGAAGCAGAUGUGAUAAGAGCCGAAUGCGAUGCUGAUUUAGCUGAAGCUAUGCCUAUCUUAAAUCGAGCCCAAGCAGCGUUAGACACAUUAACAUUGGCAGAUAUCGCAAUAGUGAAAGCAAUGAAGCAUCCGCCUUAUGGCGUGAAGCUUAUCGUGGAAAGCGUUUGCGUCCUUAAGCAAAUAAAACCAGAGAAAGUACAGACAAAGGAGGGUACGCAAAUUGAUGAUUACUGGAGGGCCGCCUUAAGGAUGCUCAGCGAUGUUAAAUUUUUAGACUCGCUACUUCAGUUCGAUAAGGAUAACAUACCGGAUAAAGUAAUCGAAACAAUACGGAAAGAGUAUCUGCCCAGAUCGGAGUUUGAUCCGGAGAAAGUCAAAAGAGUGUCAACGGCUUGCGAAGGAUUAUGCCGUUGGGUCAUUGCAAUGUCUGAGUACGACAUAAUCGCAAAAAUCGUCGCUCCUAAGAAACGAGCCCUUGCGCAAGCUGAAGCUAUCUAUUAUGAUGCUAUGGAAAAAUUAAAUAUGAAGAGAGAACAAUUGCGCCAAGUACAGCAAAAAUUGUUGGAUCUUCAAGAAAUUCUAAACAAAAGAAAAAUGGAGUUUCAAACGAUGUCGGACCAGGUGGCGGAUUGUGAGCUGAAAUUGAAGCGAGCCGCAGAUCUCAUCGGAGGAUUAGGCGGAGAAUAUGCACGAUGGUCCGAAACUGCUCAGGAUCUAGGCGACAAAUAUUAUCGGCUAACGGGAGACGUGUUAAUUGCUUCCGGUGUAGUGGCUUACUUAGGUCCAUUCACUAUGCCGUUUCGCGUGCAGCAGAUAAACGAGUGGGUGCAAUUGUGCACGAAUAUGCAAGUAAUUUGCAGUUAUAAUUUCUAUCUGCGCGAUAUACUUGGCGAUCCAGUUUUGAUCAGAUCGUGGAACAUCGCCGGAUUGCCCGCCGAUGCAUUUUCUAUCGACAAUGGAAUUAUCGUUACAAAUGCCAGAAGAUGGCCAUUGAUGAUAGAUCCACAAGGCCAAGCUAACAAAUGGAUAAGAAACAUGGAAAGGAAGAAUAAUAUGAGCAUUAUUCGAUUAAGCCAACUUGAUUACGUCAGGGUUUUAGAAAAUGCGCUACAAUUUGGACUGCCAGUGUUGUUAGAAAACAUAGAAGAAGAGUUAGAUGCCAUUCUUGAACCGAUACUUCUUAAACAGAUAUUCAAGCAUGCUGGUGCAUGGUGCAUAAAAUUAGGCGACGCUGUAAUAGAAUAUAACAAUAAUUUUAGGCUUUAUAUUACGACAAAAUUAAGAAAUCCUCAUUAUAUGCCGGAAAUAGCUGUAAAAGUAACUCUGCUGAAUUUUAUGAUAACACCGAGCGGUCUGGAGGAUCAGUUGCUUGGAAUUGUAGUUGCGAAGGAAAGACCCGAUUUGGAAUCAGAAAAAAAUUUUUUAAUCAUGCAGAGUGCUGAAAACAAAAAAAUGUUGAAAGAGACAGAAGACAAAAUCCUGGAGGUACUUUCCGUGGCAAAAGGUAACAUUUUAGAAGACGAGGAAGCUAUUGACAUUUUAAUGAUGUCUAAACAUUUGUGUGACGAUAUUCAGAUAAAGCAAGCGGCCACGGAAGCUACGGAAAAGUCGAUCGAUGCCGCGAGAAUGCAGUACAAACCCAUUGCGACUUAUUCGACUAUACUUUUCUUCACAAUAGCAUCUCUAGCUAACAUAGAUCCAAUGUAUCAAUAUUCAUUGUUAUGGUUUGUGAAUCUUUUCAACAUGGCUAUCGAUCAUACGGAGCCGACCGAUAAUAUUAAACAACGUCUGAAAGACUUGACCAAAUACUUUACAUAUUCCCUUUACGUCAAUAUCUGCAGAUCUUUAUUUGCUAAGGAUAAAUUAUUAUUCACGUUACUUCUCGUUUUCAAUCUGCUUGAGACGAGCGUUACAUCGGAAAGCAUGAGCCAAUGGCUUUUUUUAUUAACUGGUGGAAUGGGUUUGGAAAACCCGUAUCCUAAUCCUGCCGAGUGGCUGCUCGUAAAAUAUUGGGAUGAAAUGUGCAGAUUGGAUACUAUUAAAGGAUUCGAAGGCAUCAAAGACGCAUUCUCCAAUGCAGUUGACAACUGGAAGAAAGUAUUCGACUCGAAAGAACCGCAGAAAGAAACUUUCCCAGCGCCAUAUGACAAAUUAAAUUUAUUCGAACGAUUAUUAAUUUUGCGUUGUAUCCGUCCCGAUAAAAUUAUCCCAGCGGUGCAAUUGCUCGUGGAAGAACAAAUGGGCCCGCAAUACGUAGAAGCACCACCUUUCGACUUAGUAUCUUGUUUUGCGGAUUCCAACUGUAGUAUUCCAUUGAUAUUCGUCCUAACUCCCGGUGCCGAUCCGACGCAAACCUUGUUGACAUUUGCCGACGAGCAAGGCUAUGGUGUCGACCGUCUUUUCUCUUUGUCUCUUGGCCAAGGUCAAGGACCUAUAGCGGAGAAAUUAAUAAGAAACGGUGUGUGGUUUGGUAAUUGGGUAGUAUUGCAAAAUUGUCACCUGGCCAAGAGCUGGAUGCCGACUUUAGAAAAGAUAUGCGAGGGUCUGACACCCGAUGCGAUUCAUCCUGACUUCCGGCUAUGGUUAACCAGUUAUCCAGCAGAGCAUUUUCCCAUAACGGUCCUUCAGAACGGUAUCAAGAUUACGAAUGAACCACCCAAAGGACUCAGGGCCAAUAUUUUGAGAUCCUACUCGAGUGAUCCAAUCAGUAAUAUAGAAUUCUUCGAAGGCUGCAUUCAAAGCGAGUACUUCAAAAAGCUACUGUACUCAUUGAGCUUCUUCCAUGCUAUCGUACAAGAGAGACGGAAAUUUGGCCCGAUUGGCUGGAACAUUCCAUACGAAUAUAAUGAGACAGAUCUGAGGAUCAGCGCUUUGCAAUUGAAGAUGUUUCUGGAUGAGUAUGAGGACGUGCAGUUUGAUGCUUUGCUGUACCUCACGGGUGAAUGUAACUAUGGAGGUAGAGUUACAGACGAGUGGGACCGUAGAACACUGAAUACUAUUCUAUCAAAAUUCUAUUGUCCGAAACUAUUGACUGAUGAAAUAUACUACUUUGACGCAUCGUCUACUAGUUAUUAUUGUCCGAUCGCUAAAGAAUACGAAGCAUAUAUCGCAUAUAUUAGAACACUUCCGAUAAUUACAGAACCAAGUGUAUUUGGCAUGCAUGAAAAUGCCGACAUACUUAAAGAUCAACGAGAGACAGAUCUGUUAUUCUCUUCAUUAUUGCUCACUCAGGAAGCUGUUAAAUCCGGUUUGAGACAAACUUCUGACGAUGAUAUAGUUUAUGAUGUUGCGACAGAUAUCUUGGAUAAGCUUCCAGAGGGUUACGAUCUCAUUGCAGCACUUGCUAAAUAUCCUACAUUAUACAGUCAAAGCAUGAACACUGUGCUAGUGCAAGAGAUGGACAGAUUUAACAAAUUAUUAAGCUGUAUCAGGAGUAGUCUUAUUAAUGUACGAAAAGCUAUUAAAGGUUUGAUCAUAAUGUCUUUUGAGCUUGAAGAUAUUUACGGAGCAAUCUUGACAAGCAAGUUACCUCUUUUGUGGAAAACAAAUUCUUACCCCUCCUUAAAACCUUUGGGCAGUUAUAUCAAUGAUUUUCUACAACGUUUAAUAUUUUUACAACAAUGGUAUGAGGAGGGACCACCCGUUACAUUCUGGUUGUCUGGGUUUUAUUUUACGCAAGCGUUUCUAACUGGGACACUGCAAAAUUACGCGCGAAAGUAUCAGAUCCCUAUAGAUCUUCUUACAUUUGACUUCGUAAUCCUGAAAGAAACUGUCUUUACGAUUACCCCCGAGGAUGGCGUUUACAUUUAUGGGUUAUUUUUGGACAGUGCAAGAUUUGAUAUAAAGAAAAUGUGUAUAGAGGAGAGCUUUCCCAAAGUACUUUACGAUAACGUACCUUUUCUGUGGCUGAUACCAAUGAAGAAGCAAGAUAUCAAAGAAAGACAAUCGUAUGUUUGUCCGCUAUAUAAAACCACUGAACGCCGUGGGGUAUUAUCCACUACUGGUCACUCUACGAACUUCGUUAUAGCUAUACUGUUGCCCACGGAGAAGCCAUCUGAACACUGGAUUAUAAGAGGAGUAGCUAUGCUUUGUCAACUCAGUGAAUAAAAUAAGCUAAUGUAAUG